ACCUCAAAAUGAAAAUUAUCAGCCACACUUUUCCGUAUAUGAUAUAAGGAACUAUUGAAUACAUUUCUGAUGAUAAUACUGUGAUUUACCAAAAAAACACACAUGCAAAGAAUCGCUAUAAAUAAAAUUUUACAUAUGUCGAUCGUCUUCUCAAGUUUUAUUUUGUUCUUCACCAUCACUACAAGCUUUCUCGCAGUUCAACGAACAUCGGCGGCUUCACCAGCUCUUCUUCAUCCAGAUGAAUUAAAAGCGCUUGAAGAGAUAGCUUCUACACUUGGAAUCACAAAAUUGAACCUAGGCUAUGGAGACCCUUGCAAAUUGAAAAAUCUAAAGAUUGAUGUUGCUCAGGAUCCAGGGAGUGAGAACGUCAUUGCUUGUGAUUGUAGUUUCAACAAUACAUGCCAUAUUACAGAGUUAAAGCUCAAGACCCUCAGUCUUACCGGAAAACUUCCACCAGAGCUGGUCAAACUUCCGCAUCUCCGGUCGAUAAGCGUGGUUCGAAAUUAUCUUUCGGGCACAAUCCCGAUGGAGUGGGCUUCAAUGCCAUAUCUCACUUCCAUCUUGGUCGGCGCAAAUAAUCUAUCUGGGCCUUUACCAGCUGGUUUACAAAACUUCAAGAAUCUGACAGAAUUAGCGGUUGAAGCGAACCAGUUCUCUGGUCUGAUACCUGAUGAGAUAGGUAACUUGACCAGCCUAAUAAGAUUGAACCUUGGGUCGAAUCAAUUUACAGGUACCCUGCCUACUACUCUUGCUAGACUGGUGAACCUUGAGGAUUUUCGGAUAAGUGACAAUAAAUUUAAUGGCAUCAUCCCAAGCUUCAUUGGCGACUGGCCUCAGCUUGAAAAAAUAUAUCUAUAUGCAAGCGGACUGAAAGGACCUAUUCCUGAUUCAAUCUUCUGCCUAAAAAGUCUUCGGGAUCUGAGGGUUAGUGAUAUUGCCGGGAUAGAGUCCUUUCCAAAUAUAUCCAGCAAAUCCGUGAUGACCCUGAUAUUGAGAAAUGUGAGUUUGUCCGGUCAAAUUCCUUCUUACGUCUGGUAUAUGCCACACCUAAAGACUCUAGCGGUUGAAGCGAACCAGUUCUCUGGUCUGAUACCUGAUGAGAUAGGUAACUUGACCAGCCUAAUAAGAUUGAACCUUGGGUCGAAUCAAUUUACAGGUACCCUGCCUACUACUCUUGCUAGACUGGUGAACCUUGAGGAUUUUCGGAUAAGUGACAAUAAAUUUAAUGGCAUCAUCCCAAGCUUCAUUGGCGACUGGCCUCAGCUUGAAAAAAUAUAUCUAUAUGCAAGCGGACUGAAAGGACCUAUUCCUGAUUCAAUCUUCUGCCUAAAAAGUCUUCGGGAUCUGAGGGUUAGUGAUAUUGCCGGGAUAGAGUCCUUUCCAAAUAUAUCCAGCAAAUCCGUGAUGACCCUGAUAUUGAGAAAUGUGAGUUUGUCCGGUCAAAUUCCUUCUUACGUCUGGUAUAUGCCACACCUAAAGACUCUUGAUUUAUCGUUUAACAAUUUGAGUGGUGAAGUUCAGUCACUAGAAAAAGCACCCGAAUAUACCUAUUUGAAUGGCAACAUGCUUUCAGGAAACGUUGGAUCUGGUGCUUUCCUUAAUAAUGAAUCUUACAUUGAUCUCUCUUAUACCAAUUUCUCAUACCCAUCAGGCUGCCCGGACAAGAGUAACAUUAAUACAUAUCGGAGCUCAUAUUUGCAGAAAAAUUUAACUGGACUUCUACCAUGUGCUGCUCCAAUAAAGUGCAGUUCUGAUAACAGUGAAACCAAAGCCGCAACAAAUCAUCACAAUGAAAACUGGGGAGUUAGUAGCACGGGUUACUUGUCGAAUGAUAUAUACUUAAUUACACCUAGUUUUAAACUAUCUGAGGAUUCUCCUCCUUUCUAUAAGUCGGCCCGACAAUCUGCUCAAUCUCUGGUUUAUUAUGCGUUUUGCUUGGAAAAUGGAGCCUUCAAUGUGAAACUCCAUUUUAUGGAGAUUCAGUUUUCCGACGAAGAACCCUACAGUCGUCCUGGCAGACGCAUAUUUGAUAUCUAUAUUCAGGGAGAAUUGUUCUGGAGGGAUUUUAACAUCAAAGAGGAGGCCAAUGGAACUGGGAAGCCCGUUGUGAAAGAAGCAAGUGUGAAUGUAGCAAAUCAUUUGUUAGAGAUUCGGUUGUAUUGGGCGGGGAAGGGGACAACCAUCAUUCCCAAAAGAGGAAACCAUGGUCCUAUUAUCUCUGCCAUCUCCUUGUGUCACAGCAGUUCGGAGCCAGGGUGUGGAGCGGAUAAAACAAAACAUCACACUAGUUAUCCAUUAAUAUUCGGGAUAACAGGAGCCUUGUUAGCAAUUACGAUCUUGGCUUUGGGAUUAUAUGCCCAAAAAAGAUUCAGGGGAGACAAGAACAAAAGAAAACGAGAUUUGAGAGCACAGGGUCUGCAAACGGUUUGCUUUACUUGGAGGCAACUGGAAGCUGCAACAAACAAUUUUGAUCAAGCCAAUAAACUUGGAGAAGGAGGUUUUGGAUCAGUAUUCAAAGGAGAGCUUUCAGAUGGAACUAUCAUAGCAGUCAAGCAGCUUUCUUCCAAAUCAUGCCAAGGAAAUCGCGAGUUUGUGAAUGAGAUAGGCAUGAUCUCAGGUCUGAAUCAUCCAAACCUUGUCAAGCUUUAUGGAUGCUGCGUGGAGAAGAAUGAACUGUUACUUGUGUAUGAGUACAUGGAAAAUAACUCCCUUGCUCUGGCUUUGUCUGGGAAUAGCUCCUUAAAACUGGACUGGGCAGCAAGACAAAAAAUAUGUGUCGGAAUCGCAAGAGGGAUUGAUUUCCUCCACCAUGGAUCGAUGAUAAGGAUGGUUCACCGUGACAUAAAGACCACAAAUGUCCUUCUAGACGCCGACCUAAAUGCAAAGAUAUCUGACUUUGGAUUGGCUAGGCUCCAUGAAGCAGAACACACUCACAUUAGCACCAAAAUCGCAAGGACCAUUGGAUAUAUGGCUCCGGAAUAUGCACUAUAUGGUGAAUUAACUGAGAAAGCAGACGUGUUCAGCUUCGGGGUUGUGGCAAUGGAAAUUGUUAGUGGGAAGAGUAAUAUGAAACAAACAGAAAGUUCUGAUCACAUCUGGCUUAUCAAUUGGGCGCUGACGCUGCAACAAACAGGGGACAUAAUGAAUAUCAUUGAUCCAGUGCUCGAAGGUGAUUUCAAUAGCAAAGAAGCAGAGAGGAUGAUCAAAGUUGCUCUUGUUUGCACAAAGUCAUCUCCUUCCCUAAGGCCAACAAUGUCAGAGGCAGUGCAAAUGCUUGAGGGAGUGAUUGAAAUAACACAAGUUCUGUCAGAUCCUGGUUUAUAUGGAAAUGACUGGAACAUCACAAAGCUGAGGGGCACUGAUACACAUGGUAGCUCAAGCACGUCUGGUUUGACUGAUCAAACGGCAACGACAAUGAAAUCCUCUGUUUCUGGUGCUGAUCUUUACCCGUUAUACCCCGAAUCCAUGAUCUUAAACUCCACAGUAGACUUUUCUUCCCCGUCACUCUAACAUCAGAAGCUGUGUGUGCAUUGCCUUGUAUCUAAUAAGUUGUCUUAUACAUUUACAUGUAUCUCUAUGAAUGUUUAUUAAACCGGAUUAUAUCUUUUUAUGAAAGUCUCUAGUGGUCACUGAACUAAACUCUCUUUCUUCUCA
Raphanus sativus (radish) is the source of this 3654-nucleotide messenger RNA. RefSeq names its product probable LRR receptor-like serine/threonine-protein kinase At1g29720. The transcript is spliced from 31 exons. The coding region runs from base 103 to 3510 and encodes 1135 amino acids. Gene Ontology annotation, molecular function: protein binding; ATP binding; protein kinase activity. Gene Ontology annotation, biological process: protein phosphorylation. NCBI's taxonomy places the organism in Eukaryota, Viridiplantae, Streptophyta, Magnoliopsida, Brassicales, Brassicaceae. The record is from RefSeq and is a predicted model, not a curated record.